Molecule: messenger RNA, 504 nt
Organism: Diplodia corticola
Lineage: Eukaryota; Fungi; Ascomycota; Dothideomycetes; Botryosphaeriales; Botryosphaeriaceae
Exons: 2
Coding region: 1-504 (167 amino acids)
Cellular component (GO): nucleolus
Source: RefSeq, a predicted model, not a curated record
AUGCCGGGCUCCGAGUACACCGCCGUCACGGGCGGCGCGCUCAAGCUCAAAGGCGGGCCCGCCGCCGGCAGCGGCAUCGACAAGAAGAAGAAGAAGAAAAAGAAGCCGAAGACGUCAUCAUCAUCCACUGAACCGACACCGACACCGACAGCCUCUACAGCAGCAGCAGCGAAAGACGACGACGACGAAAAGCAGCGAUCGGCACUGCAGCGCGCCCUCGCUGACGAGGAUGAGGACAAGGCCGGUGGUGAGGGCGGGGACGGCGAGAAGGGAAGGAAGGGGUCUGGUGGCGAUGGCGAGGAGGAGGAGGGGGAGCGGGAGCGGCGGCUGGGCAGGGCGGUGGCGGCGCAUAGGCACAAGACGGAGGCGGAGAGGAAGUACGAGGAGAGGAGGCGGAAGAGGUUGGACGAGCGGUUGAAGCGCGAAGGCGUCAAGACGCACAAGGAGCGCGUCGAGGAGCUGAACAAGUACCUCAGCACGCUGAGUGAGCACCAUGACAUGUAA